Molecule: messenger RNA, 7675 nt
Organism: Lytechinus pictus (painted urchin)
Lineage: Eukaryota; Metazoa; Echinodermata; Echinoidea; Temnopleuroida; Toxopneustidae
Product: DNA polymerase subunit gamma-1-like
Exons: 23
Coding region: 125-3877 (1250 amino acids)
Biological process (GO): mitochondrial DNA replication
Cellular component (GO): gamma DNA polymerase complex; mitochondrion
Molecular function (GO): DNA-directed DNA polymerase activity; 3'-5' exonuclease activity; DNA binding
Source: RefSeq, a predicted model, not a curated record
GCUGUAAGAUACCUUAGCGCGCUCUCGUUGAAAAAAAAGGUAGGAUCGUGGUCUCAGUGAUCGUGGCCAUUCCUGAGCUGAAAACGGGAUAAACAGAUAAUGAUAAACCCCUUAUCAGCAACAGAUGCUUCAACUGCCUGGCUCACUCUUCAUCCUCAACAUGUCUAUUGUUGGUAACAGUUGUAAGAAAUCAAUGGUUAGUACAUGCACUUUCUGCAGAUUGAUCCAUAACAGUCAACUCUACCGCUCGCCUAAUGCUGUGGUGCUUAGGAAAAUACUACCAAAGUUAAAUGGAUCCACAGGUUCAUUACCAUUGUCAACAACAUCUGUCAGAAAACACUUGCCCAGUGAUGACAGUGCAAGUUCCAAACAAGUGGAAUCGUAUUCAUCAUCGUCAUCAUCAUCAUCACCAUCAUCAUCAACACCUGCUGAUUCGCCAUCAGACUCCUCCCAACUGAGAAUGAAUGCAAUCAACAUUCAGAUGCUUUCAAAAGAGCUUCAUCAACAGAUAUUCAACUUCCAACGCAGGAAGGCUUCAAGCAGGUCAAUGGUCAAAGGGGUUGUGGAAUCCAUUAAUGACAAGCUCUUGGAGAAAACCAAGCAACAUCUUCAGAAGCAUGGGCUGUGGGGAAAAGAAGGUUCCAUCUUACCGGAUGUUGAUUUCAAACUUCCAAGACUCUUUGGUAGUAGCAUUGAUGAGCAUUUCCAGAUUCUUGCCAACAAGCAGAGUGUUUCCUAUCUUGACAUGGCUCAGGAACUUGCAGAAACACUCCCUCCUCCCAUGCCUGAAGACUGGAUUUUCAGUGAAGGAUGGACAAAGUACGUUGAAAAUGAGACACCUGUUCCUGUUGAUUUUCCAGAAGACCAAAGUCUUGUCUUUGAUAUGGAGUGUUGCGUUGCUGAAGGCAAUUAUCCUACGUUGGCUGUAGCAGUUUCAACAAGCGCAUGGUAUUCAUGGUGUAGUCCUCGACUGAUUGAAGAUCAUCUUUCCCUAUCUCAGAAGAUGACCCUGCCAGAUCUCAUUCCUUUAGAGACUAAAAAAGGCUCCAUUAAACCACCCAGUAAGAAAUGGACAGAGAGAUUGAUAGUUGGACAUAAUGUCAGCUUUGACAGAAGCUUUAUCAAAGAACAGUAUCUCUUGCAGGGUACAAAGACUCGUUUCCUGGACACUCUGAGCCUUCAUAUGUGUGUAUCAGGUCAGACCACCCUCCAGAGGGCGCUGUGGCAGGUCAAUGAACGAGGGGGAGGGCGUACUGCUGCACCCUGGAUCCAGAAAAAGCACAAUAAGAAAUCCUUUGGGACUCCAGCCACUGCAUGGUUAGCAGAAAGCAGUCCUAACAAUCUAGCGGAUGUGUACAGAUUGUAUAAUGAAGAUGGCAGCCUACUUGAUAAGAGCAAGAGGGACACUUUUGUCACUGGGAGCAUGGCUGAUAUUCGAUCAGACUUUCAGUCUCUAAUGACAUACUGUGCUCAAGAUGUUGCUGCAACACACAAGAUUAUCAGCAAGCUUCUUCCUAUGUUUCUUGAAAGGUUCCCUCACCCUGUAACCUUUGCAGCCAUGUUAGAGAUGGGACAGGCUUACCUGCCUAUCAAUCAGAACUGGGACAGGUACCUGAGGGAUGCCCAUGAGACCUAUGACAACCUGCAACAAGAGAUGAAACAAUCAUUGAUGCACAUUGCUAAUGAUGCUUGCAACAUGCUACAUCAGGAUAAGUACCGUGAAGAUCCAUGGCUCUGGGAAUUAGAUUGGUCAGUGGAUGAUUACAGGCUCAGGAAGACCAUCCCUCAAUCAGAAAGAAAGAAGAAAGAUGAACAGGAGGAGUGUUCCAAGGAGAAAGAAGUGAAAGGUGAAGAGGAAGAAAGUGAGGAAGAUGCAGAAGAGACUUGCGUUGCUGAUGUACUAAAGACGGCAGUAAGGAUUCCUAAAGUGAAUCAGCAUAUGACUGGAUAUCCUGUUUGGUUCCGAGAGCUAUGCCCCAAGAAGUCCCAUGCUGACUGGUCUCCUGGGCCUUCUCUGAUCAGCUCACAGACUAGGAUCACUCCUAAGCUAUUGCGUCUUACGUGGGAUGGCUAUCCAUUACACUACACCAGCAAGCAUGGGUGGGGCUACUUGGUGCCAGGCAGACCAGAGAGUAAAUAUCAACCCAGAACUGACCCUGGACCCUCCUUCCCUUUGAAGAGUCUGCAAGACAUGAUGUCUUCCCAGACUGAUAAUGUUUCCAGUGAUGACAGUGCUGAUGAAAUUACUGCAAAGGGAAUAACUUCCAAGAUAUCAAGAUCACCUCCAAGUCACAGUGGAAGACUUCCUGUCAAAGACGUCAACAUGCCAGGAUGCUGGUUCUACAAACUACCUCACAAGGAUGGAGCCGAGUUCAAUGUGGGUAAUCCUCUCGCUAAGGACUUCUUGAACAAGGUAGAAGAUGGAACCCUGGGAUCUGGGGGCGGGGCUCAGGCCAACAGGAUCCUGGAAAUCAACAAGUUCAUCUCAUUCUGGAGGAAUGCACAGAAGAGGAUUAGUUCUCAGAUGGUUGUAGGCCUUGAAAGAGGUGAUCUACCACUUUCAGUUCGGAGGAAUCCUGAUUACGAUGAUGAUGGUUUCUACGGAGCUAUCAUACCAAGGGUCAUCACCGCAGGAACGGUUACUAGGAGAGCUGUAGAACCAACAUGGCUGACUGCCAGUAAUGCCAGAACUGAUCGAGUAGGGAGUGAGUUAAAGUCCAUGGUCCAGUGUCCUCCGGGAUAUCAUUUUGUAGGAGCAGACGUUGACUCUCAAGAACUCUGGAUAGCAGCACUCCUGGGAGAUAAAACAUUUGCUGGUUUCCAUGGUUGUACAGCAUUUAGUUGGAUGAUGUUACAAGGGAAGAAGAGCGAAGGCACAGACAUGCAUAGUAUGACUGCUUCGACUGUUGGUAUCAGCAGAGAUCAUGCUAAAGUUAUCAACUAUGGUCGUAUCUAUGGAGCAGGAGAGAAGUUUGCCCUGAGGCUCUUAAUCCAGUUCAAUCACAGGCUAACUCAGGAUGAAGCUCGGCAGAAAGCAAGGGAUAUCUACAUAGCAACCAAAGGAAGAAGACUGUAUCAUCUUUCAGCUACUGGUCAGAGCUUAGCCGAGCAGGUUGAUUUGGAUACAGAGGAGGGUGAUGGUUGGGUUUCACUUGAAGAACUCAAGAUAUUGGCCAAGAAAUCACAAAUUAAAGAGCCUAUAUAUACCAGUCCACAACACAUUGAGAUCACAGAUGGCAGGAAGUGGGAAGGAGGAAGUGAGUCAGCCAUGUUUAAUGGGUUAGAAGAGAUAGCACAGUCAGAAAAUCCUCAGACACCAGUCUUACAGUGCAGUAUCAGCAGAGCCCUUCAACCAGAUACAGUUAAUAAUGAGUUUUUAACAAGCCGAGUGAACUGGGUUGUACAGAGUUCAGCAGUGGACUACCUCCAUCUGAUGCUGGUGUGCAUGCGUUGGUUGUUUGAAAUGUACAACAUUGAUGGCCGAUUCUGCAUCAGUAUCCACGAUGAAGUGCGUUAUCUGGUUAAGAGUGAAGAUAGAUAUCGGGCAGCCUUGGCCCUGCAAAUCACCAAUCUCCUCACCAGAGCUGUCUUUGCUUAUAACAUGGGCAUGAAUGAUCUUCCGCAGUCUGUAGCAUUCUUCAGUGCUGUGGACAUUGAUACUGUAUUGAGGAAAGAAGUCAGUAUGGAUUGUAAGACACCAUCUAACCCUCAUGGGCUACACAAGGGAUAUGGUAUACCAAAAGGAGAAGCUUUGGACAUCUAUGAUAUCUUGAAGCUAACAAACAAUGGAUCUCUGACAAGAAUAUCAUCAACCAGCAACAAGAACCAAGAAACACACAGGGAUGGUAGACCACAUGCAGUCAAGGCAGCUGGCUGAACCCCUUCAUCAUAAGAUAUAUUAACGGCUAAAGUUGGUCGUGGUACUCCUCAAAUUGGCAAUGCUACAUUGUGUCAUCUGCCUUUAUCACAGUUGAUAUAGCUUUUAUUUGUGGUUCAAAUUUUUAAAAGUUGAAACAAAAUGUUGAUAGAAAUAUGCCAUUUUUAUUUUCUGUUUUUUUGUGUAAUUUGUGAAGGAUCUCAAGGCUUAUUUUUAUUUUCAGAUUACCCAUCUCCAAACAUUAAUUAUAAAUGAUUCAAAAAGAGAUAUGUUAAUGUGUUGUCAGUCCUAUUCAUCACUUUUCUUUGUAUCUUGCAUAUAUUUUUUAAGGUUCUUAAUCAAAAGUUAUUGAGGUAAAUUUCUCCUUCUGAUAUGGUGUCCGCAGUAAUGAAAGAGGUAAAAAAGUAGAAUACUGUAAAGUAACAAAUUGUUAUCUGCACCCAUGGAUUAACUGCACCCCCAAUUUCUGCCUCAGCUACAUGUAUGUGCACCUUUGAUGCAAAACUCCAUGGUUGAUAGUGCAUUGCCUUCAUUGCGCUUCUCUCUAACCCAGGUGAUAAACUUCUCUUCCAGCCCCGGCUACCUAGCUGCCUUCACCCUCAUUGUCUCCUUUGUUCUCAGCAUCGCUUUCAGUUUGUCAGUGUUGGCUCACCAUGGUCGGAGGAGACUUGUCCAUCCGUCCACAUGGCAUUCCUUUGGCGAGCCCUUUUUCUUGUUGUCUUUCUCUCCAUGUCUGCAUGAUGUAGCAUAUAUGCUAUCCUGUUGACUUCAUUCUUUUGAAUCUAAACUUUUUUUAAAUUGCAUUUCGAAAAAAAUCAACAAAGGGAUCCACACUCACAGGAGAUGACGAUUGUGUCCCUCAGCCAUUUUGAUAAAUUUUCGAUGAAUUGAUCUGCUCAUUCUUUACUUUUUGUUGUAAUGUUUUCAGCCUCUUCAACUUUUUAAAAUUUAUUUUCUCAACUGUUCCUUAUUCUGAUAACUUCUUUUUGGGGGAGAUCCUUCCUCUUUUUUUUUAGGUAACAGACAUCUUUGCUCCUGUUUUCAUUUCUUUUCUCUUUCAUUCUAUAUUCAUAUUUUUCUUUGAUCUCGUCUCUAAUGAAUAGAUUGCUUUCUUUUUUGCAUCAGUAUAUUUAUUAAUUUGUGAAAUCAUUUCUCCUUUGUUUUUUAGUGUCAUUCUUUUCCCUUUUUAUUUGGUUUCAGUCACCCUUAGAAACAAUUGAGUCUGCCAAAGCUUACGGCAUGUAGCUUAAUGCUUCAGGCCGAUUCAAACUUCGUAAUAAAUUUUUUUAAUAAUUUGCUUUCACACCAGUCUUUUAAACUUGUUUUCUUUUAGGCAUUCUUUCUUCUUUUUUUGAUGGGGCUUUAUAUCCACUUUGGCCUCUUCAGUAUUUUUCAUAGUAACUACAAAAACAUCUUGGGCAAUCUCCGGCCUUUCAUUCCACUGUUCAGUGCCAACCCACUGCUUCUUUAAUCUACUUUCUAGACUUCUUGUGCUCUGUCACCCUCAACUUUUCCAGCGUCAAAAUAAUUGGGUAUGAGAAGCCAUGAAAAAUACUUGAUUCUCAAACCUUGCUUUCUAGACCAACUAUACAACUCAAUAGCAACAAAACUUCCCAUCCCACUUUUUCUUGAUUUCAUUUUCCACACUUUACCAUCUGUAACUCCCUCUUUGUAAUUCUGAUUUCCAAACAACUUUCCUCUACACUUGUCACAGUGUUAACUUUGCUGACCAUGUUUCUACUUCUACCAUUUGAACACAUUUUCCUUUUUAUGUUGCCCACAUGAAGAGAUGUUAAAUUGAGCCCUGUCAUGGUUUUUACAUACUAAAGUGUCCUGUCUGUUUCUCCUUUUCUUGUUUGUGGAUUUUUUUUUUUUUUUUGGGGGGGGGGGGGGGUGGUGAGGGUGUUAGAGGGGCUAGGUGAUGCAACUACUUUUUAGCUCAUCUGGCCCUUUGGGCCAGAUGAGCCUAUGCCGUAGCGUAGUGUCCGUCGUCCGUCCACAAUUUCAAAAUGCUUCUUCGCCAUUUCAAGUCCCGAUUUCAAGUCUGUUUGCUUUAUAUGAUAGCACUAGGUGGGGGAUUCAAAAUUUCUACACAGAAUUUUGAAUCUCAUUAAAUAUGCUAAUUUAUGCGCAUUUUUUAAAAAUUAACAAAUAAUGCUUCUUUAUUUGGUGACCGAUUUUGAAUUUUUGCUUCCAUCUGGUAGAGCUUCUUGAGGUUCACCAAACUUCUACACAGAAUUUUGAAAUUUUGCCUAGAACAAUUUUUAUGCAAAAUUAAUUCAUGCAUAUUUUUAAAAAUUUACAUAAAAUGCUUCUUCUUUAUCUGUUGACCGAUUUUGAUUUUUUUUCUUCCAUCUGGUAGAGCUUUAUAAGGUUCACCAAACUUCUACACAGAAUUUUUGAAUAGGAGUACAAAAUUAUUUAUGCUAAUUUAUGCAAAAUUCAUAAAUCAUAGAAUAUGCCUCUUUAUUUGUUGACUGAAUUUCAAAAUGCUUCUUCUUCGUCUUUUCAAGUCUGAUUUUAAUUCUGUUUGCUUUAUAUGAUAGCAUUAGGUGGGGGAUUCAAAACUUCUACACAGAAUUUUGAAACUCAUUAAAUAUGCUAAUUUAUGCUUAUUUUUAAAAAUUCACAUAAAAUGCUUCUUCUUUAAUUGUCGAUCGAUCAUGAUUUUUUUCUUACAUCUGGUAGAACUUCAUGAGGUUCACCAAACUUCUACACAGAAUUUUGAAAUUUUCGGUAGAAAAUUAUUUAUGCUAAUUUCUUCUAAAUUUAUUCAUAAAUCACAGAAAAUGCCUCUUUUUCUUAUUUGUUGACCGAUUUGAUUUUUUUCCUUCCAUCUAAUAGAGCUGCAUGAGGUUCAUCAAACUUGUGCACAAAAUUUUGAAAUUUUGUCUAGAAAAUUAUUUAUGCUGAUUUAUGCAAAAUUUAUUCAUAAAUCACAAAAAUUUUGUUUGCUUUAUAUGAUAGCUAGAGGUGGUGAUACAAAAUUUCAACACAGAAUUUUGAAAAUCAUUAAAUAUGCUAAUUUAUUCAUAUAUUUUCAAAACUCACAAAAAGUACUUAUUUAUUUGUUGAUUGAUUUUGAUUAUUUUUGUUCCAUCUGAGAGCUAUAUGAAGUUUACCAAGGUUCUUCACAGAGUUUAGAAAUUUUGACUAGAAAAUUAUUUAUGUUUAAUUUAUAUGAAAUUUAUUCAUAGAUCACAAAAAAUGCUUCUAUGUUUCUAUUAUUCUAUUUUUUCAUCAAUUUCAAUUCUAUAUCCUCAAUUUAUGUCACCAAUAUAAUUCACUACAGUGUCAACUUGGCUGAAAUUAAAAUUGUGUUAAAUUUCGUUGCGAGAUGCCGGAUGAGCUCCACAUCAUUGAUGUGCUAUUUUUUUUUUUUUUCAUAAAUUUCUGCCGUAUGGGUGUUUGAUUAUUCUCUAUAUUAUCAAACUAAAUGUUUGUUGGGGUUGAUCGUCCCUUAACCCUAAUUCUCCCCCCCUUGACAAUUUUCGCGAUAUAUCUGCUGCGCAAAUUUUUUUGACCUCGCCGCUCACUGACUUUUUACUUUCAAGUCUCGCGCAAAUUUUGAGACCAAAUUUGUGACGCCCGGGUACACGGUUACGACAUUACGCAACAUUAUGUAAGUGCAUGUCAGACCCAAAAUUGCUCAUAAACGUGAUUUCAUGUACAAAUCCAAUGCAAAUUGUGUAUUUAGCCAAAAUUCAUAAAUGUAUCAUUAUUUCUACUUUUACUGAUUAAACUGAAUUAAUUUUGCCUUGUUUAUGAUCAGAACUAAGUCUGGAAUGAUUUCCAUUG